This is a messenger RNA of Candida dubliniensis CD36, 1665 nucleotides long. RefSeq lists its product as uncharacterized. Gene Ontology annotation, molecular function: DNA-binding transcription factor activity, RNA polymerase II-specific. The transcript has a single exon. The record is from RefSeq and is a predicted model, not a curated record. Gene Ontology annotation, cellular component: nucleus. The coding region runs from base 1 to 1665 and encodes 554 amino acids. NCBI's taxonomy places the organism in Eukaryota, Fungi, Ascomycota, Pichiomycetes, Serinales, Debaryomycetaceae.
AUGUCCAAUCAUGAAGAUGAUUAUUCCCAAAACAUCGAUGAACAGUUGUUACAAAACGUCGAUGAUUCUUCAACAGGCAAUGUCAGAGUAAAAUUAGAAGAAAUUGCUCAUGCUGCUGCAUUAUCGAAACCACAACAAUCACAACAACAAUCAAGUUCAGGUACUCCUUCAUCUUCUUCUUCUUCCACUGGUAGAAGACAGAAAACACGUAGGGGAAUUUCCACAAAUGAUUCGUCAGUAGUUGAUACAGAUUCAGUUGCUGAAGCUGCUGCGGCUGCUGAACAAUACAAACAACAAUAUCAACAAUUACAACAACAACAACAUCACGCUCAACAACAACAUUUAGCAGGUUUACCUCAACAACACCACCAUCAACAAGCUGGAAGACUCGGUCAAACACAACAACAUCUUGGUCAUGUACAUUCUCAUCCUCAAUUCCCCCCUGAAUUGACUGCAGGUCCAUCUGCUGAUGAAUUAUCUGAAUAUAACAUUCAAAUCCCUGAUCCAAUUGUAGAUUCCAAACUGAAGAUUUAUCCUGUCACGGAAAAUACUAUUACUGCUGAAGGUAAUUUGAUAACUCGUCCUUAUCCAGAACAAGUUUUCAAUAGUCGUGAUGAAUUGAAUGAAUUUAUUGCUGAAUUUGCUCGUGAUAAUGGAUUCGGAGUGGUUAUUGCUCAUUCAAAUAAAAAGGCAAUUUAUUAUACUUGUGAAUUGGGUGGACGUUAUCGUCAUAAAAAAAACAAAAAAAUCGAUGUGAGUAGACAAAUUGAUGUUGGUGAUGGUUAUAUGUUGGAUCCAGACACCAAAACUAAGAAAUUGAAAUGUCCAUUUGCCAUGACUGCUUCGUAUAAAAAAUCUUCUGAUUCAUGGACAUUAAGAACAACUUGUAAUGAACAUAAUCAUCCUCAAUUGGAUCCAUUAAGUAAUCAUCCAAUGUUACGCAAACGUUCUGAUGAGUUGAAUGUGAUGAUUUUGGAAAUGUAUAAACUUGGUACUAAACCAUCUCAUAUUGAAAGUAAAAUUAAAGAGGAAUAUCCUGAUGUUUUAAUUAAAAGAGAAGAUAUUUAUAAUGAAAUCAGAGGUUAUAAACGCAAAUUGAAGAAACAAAAUAGUCGUUUUGGUUUCCAUAAUCCAUCAAGAAUUUCUGCUGCUCAAUAUAGAAAGAAAGCUGCUGCUCAGGCUGCUGCUGCUGCACAAGCUGCUGCUGCACAAGUGGGUACUGAUGGUCAUAAUGCUGCUGAUGUUGAUGCUGUUGCCGCAGUGGCUGCUGCAGCUAGUGCUAAUGCCUUUUUACAAGGAGCUACUGGUGAUCAAUCAUCUUCUGCAGUUGAUUAUGAUCAAUUUCAACAACAACAACAAAAUCAACUGCAGCAACAAAAUCAACUGCAACAACAACAACAGCAACAGCAACAAGAGGAAUUUCAACGUCAGUUUGUUGCUGCUACUCAAGCUCAAGCUGCUGCUGCUGCUCAACAACAACUAGAUGAAUCUCAAUAUCAACAUUAUCAACAACAAUUACAAGAACAUGGAUUAAAUGACACUGAUGGUACUGCUGCUGCUGCUAUUGCUGCCGUUGCCAAUGCUAGUCGUCAACAUCAUCAUUAUCAUACUGACAAUGGUGAUUUAUCAAUGGAUAAUAUUGAUAGUAGAUUGGUUGGUGAGUAA